Mugil cephalus (flathead mullet) is the source of this 940-nucleotide messenger RNA. Its product is annotated as caveolin-2-like. Gene Ontology annotation, cellular component: caveola. Gene Ontology annotation, molecular function: molecular adaptor activity. NCBI's taxonomy places the organism in Eukaryota, Metazoa, Chordata, Actinopteri, Mugiliformes, Mugilidae. The coding region runs from base 94 to 594 and encodes 166 amino acids. The record is from RefSeq and is a predicted model, not a curated record. The transcript has 3 exons. Gene Ontology annotation, biological process: caveola assembly.
GGCAAGCCUGCCGUCCUCCGGCUACAGCUCCCACCCGCUUAUCCUCCAUGUUUCUGGUGAUACCAAGCAGGGACACAGGUCAGCUUAGUGGAAAUGGAGGAGCAAAGAUUAAAGGAGGCAAGAGCAGCAGAGGACCUGAUGGAAAUAAAGGUGGAUGUAAACUCUGAAGAUCUGGAUUCAUCCCACUUUGACACCAGGCCUCUGGUUUACGACAGGGAUCCCAAAAGAGUUAACAGCAGCCUUAAGGUCAUGUUUGAGGAUGUGAUUGCUGAACCUCCCUCGGUGCAUAGCUUUGAUAAAGUGUGGGUAUGGAGUCACGCCCUGUUUGAGGUGUCCAGACUGUGGUGCUACCGUCUCAUCUCCCUCCUGCUGGCGGUUCCGGUCUCACUAACAGCGGGGCUCCUAUUUGCCAUCCUCAGCUGUCUUCACAUCUGGCUGAUCAUGCCCUGUGUGCAGCUCCUCCUCAUCAAUAUGUACUGGGUCCAGACUGUGUGGGCCAGCAUACUGAACAUUCUUAUCAGUCCCUUCUUCACCAGUAUUGGAAAGUGCUGUGGUCAAAUCACCAUCCAUCUGACAGAUGAUGAAAUCAGAUAGAAAGUCUCACUGUGUAAAUGUUAAAUGUUAAAAUGGAUGUUACAAAGAUCAAGCAAGCAGUAACAGAUUGCAUACUAAUAAUUAACAAAAUCAUUAUGAUAUUAACUGGGGUAUUGUUUUGUAUUUUGUGGAGUUUGAGGAGAUUUUAGUCUAAAUAUACUAAAACCUACUCAGUGUACUAAUGCAAAACGAUAUAAAUUUAAAUGACAAACUGCUAAGGGAGACAAUGAACAGUCCUCUGGAUUAACGGAUGGAAAAUGCUUAGUUGUUGCUACAAUGGUGUGUAGAGGCUGAGAAAUAACAAUAUUAUAAAGUGACUGAAUAAAAGUUGAAGAUCUUCAACAGA